AUGAUGACGUGCCGUCUGCUGUGCGCCCUGUUGGUGCUUGCCCUGUGCUGCUGCCUGUCCGAUUGCGUGAUGGCGAGUGAAGUUGAUCUUCCUGAACUCAGUCCGGACUCUGGUCCAGAAAAGGGACCAGUUGGGGCGGAAGUUAAGCAGAAGGGAACAGAAGCGGACCGAGAACUGGGGAAAGAUGCGCCAAAGGAUCAAGUUGGGAAGGAUACGCAAAACAUACAAGGUCCGCCAGCCGCUUUGGAAGAGGAACAAGAUGGUGAUAAGGGUCCUGGUUUAAAGCUCUCUAGGUCGAACGCGGCAGUUUCAACCGAUAAGUCAGAUUUAACAGGUUUGGAAACCAUUAUUCCAGUAGUAUUAAGUCAGGCGAUCGGUACUUCAGUGGGAAUGAGUACGACCGAUGCGCAGGGGGUGGUGGGUAAUACAGUCGGUACCGCAACUGAUCAAAGGAGAAA
Messenger RNA from Trypanosoma cruzi, 458 nucleotides. RefSeq names its product mucin TcMUCII, putative. The record is from RefSeq and is a predicted model, not a curated record. NCBI's taxonomy places the organism in Eukaryota, Euglenozoa, Kinetoplastea, Trypanosomatida, Trypanosomatidae. The transcript has a single exon. The annotation marks the transcript as partial.